Molecule: messenger RNA, 2112 nt
Organism: Kockovaella imperatae
Lineage: Eukaryota; Fungi; Basidiomycota; Tremellomycetes; Tremellales; Cuniculitremaceae
Exons: 2
Coding region: 1-2112 (703 amino acids)
Source: RefSeq, a predicted model, not a curated record
AUGAACACUCUACGCGCUCUUCCCAUCCUCAAUCGGCCUUCAAGGCCUUCAAGUCCAGCACCGACGUCCACCGAUAAAAUGAAUGUCACUGCUCAGCCUCCCUCGGUCGGAAUACAUCAUACAGCAUCUGAGCCUGGUAAACCCAGGUCCAAAUCACUUUCACGUCAGGUCACGGACCGAGUGGCUUCGCUCCAAGUCAACGGAGCCAUGACAGCCAAAGCGGCACCUACCCCUCAGUCAGUCACGCCACGAGUUCCUUCUCCGCCUGGCAGUCGAGCGACGACGCCAAAAUUACCCAAUGGCCCACCGGGAGCCACCGCGGCCGGCGAAAAUGUCUCUGCUCACUCGUCAGGCUAUAUGGACGUCAUCGGCCUGCGUCUGACCGAAAGCGUGAACAAGGCUUGUGCCGGAGUUGAUCUCCGGGCCAAGAAGGGCUUCAAAUCUGGCUCUGGUUGGGCCGUAGGCGAAGCAGUCAUCAAGGAGCUCCCCCAACCCAGUUCGGAUGCGUACCUUUUACGCGCAGUCCUUCGCACUGCUGUUCGGGCCAUGUCGAUCUACAUUACUCGCUUGGAGUCGCUCUUGCUCCCAGCGAUCACGGAUCCAGCUUUCGCCUCGCCCCUUAAUCUCCAUCAACCUACCAUCACCUCACACCCACUCAAUCCUGUGCAAUACUUCAGCAUUUCCGUCGCUCAUGCAGCUUGGGAGACGUGCGAAAGGCUCGAGCAGACUUUGGAGACAGGGACGUGGCCUAAAUUCGUAAAUGAGACGCUUCGACCCGUCAUGGACAAGUUUGAUCUGAUUGUCGGCAAAGUCGUGCAGCCGCUCAUUGGCGCGCUCAAGCGAGACCUUAUUGCUGCUCUGACUCGCACAGAAGGUGCAUCUCCCUCUGGAAAGACUGCAGGUCUCGCUUCGCUUCCGGCGCCUACUACGGCACCAGCUGCCAACAAGGAGACCGCCCCGGGUAGGCUUACCAAGGAAAUUUCUUCGGGCGGCACCUCGCGUCAAAUGCCCAUCCCAGUUUCCCUGCAGUACUUUGCGUCACGAGUCGAUGCUGCUCAUCGCAUCCUUCAUAUCAUCGCUUUCCCCUGUGCGGACGAUGGCGAAGGAUGGGUCACUGGAGUCGCGGUGACAGUCAUCUGGAAGGGCAUGUGCAUGAUUGCAGAAAAGGAUAUUGGGGCAUCUCAUCGACCGCCUAGUCCCGGCAGCGUGGCGAAAGCACUAAACAACCUGGCAUUGAAGGAAGGUGGUGGAUCCAUAGGCACUGCGACCCCUUCAAGCUCUCAUCAUCCAAGUGGAGGCGUGACAUCUUCCGCAUCGAUUGGACACGUGACUGCUAAGCUUACGACGAUGCUUCCUGCGCGAGCUGUCUCUCGAGCUGCAUCUCCUCCUCGAUCAUCGCACAAGAUGGACCCUACUACUCAUGCUCUCUACUCUCUCGAAGGUCUGGUCAAGCGUCUUCUUGGCAACAUGGUUUUACCUUCGACUCGAUCGACAACCGAUCCGAGUCCAACGGAGCACCUUGCCCGAGAAGCCCUUCACGAAGCCAUUGAGGCAUUGGAGUCUUUCCGCAUUAUCUCGGCAGCAAUGCACGGCUCCUCUCCCGCCUCUGCCAGGCUGCUGGCCACGUGCCGUCGAAUCAGGGACGAUGUCGACGACGUGGAAGAGGAAGCUCUGGAUGAUGCCAUUGAAGAUGCGCCAGCCGUACUCCUCUACAGCUUGUUCUUGCGUCAAGCCAAUUUGGCCUUAUCCCACGCUGCCAUUUUGCAGCACUCAAACGACCCUGAAAAGCUAUCUACGAAGAGCAUAGAUGAGUUGCGCCUUCGACAUCCUGCAGAGAUUUGGGGAUGGAAACACUCGGAAUAUGAACGUCAAGUCCUGGGUGGAUUCGGACCAGCAGAGGAAUGGGCCAAGCGAAUCGCGCUAGUUAUCAAACCUGAAAUUGAGCGCGUCAUGUCGGCUCUCGCAGCUGAGGUUGCGGUUUCUGGCGCGGCAACUGAAAUCGCUUCAGAUGCAGUGGUCAGGAAAGACUUGAUGGAAGCUAUCGAAUGGGUCAAGUGUCUCGGCGUCUUGUGCGAUGCCAGAGGCGACGUCAAGGUCGUGUGUGCGACUUGA